AUCACAAUGUUUAAAAUCAUUGUGAUUAACAUAUUUUGAAAUCAUUGUAUUAUUUCCUGUUUGAAUUUGUACUUGCUCUACAGUCACUGCAGAUACACUGUGUGUGUGUACGCCUGUGUGCGUGUGUGUGUGUGUGUGUGUGUGUGUGUGUGUGUGUGUGUGUGUGUGUGUGUGUGUGUGUGUGUGUGUGUGUGUGUGUGUGUGUGUGUGUGUGUGUGUGUGUGUGUGUGUGUGCGUGUGUGUGUGUGUAACAGUGCUGCACAGAGUGUCUCUGAUUGGCUGAGGGUGAAAGCUGCUGAGCACCAAUAGCAGUCAGAGCCGUACAAAGAGAUCUUCUCCCUCCCCCCAUACUUAGCAACACAACCACAAUGCUCAGUGUAGAGAGGAGAGAAGGUACAUCAGUCAUGUACUGCCAGGAUUUCAUUUAUUUGGGUUUAUAUUUUUGACGAUGAACAGAUUUUGUUUUCCCUCACUAUGUCGCAUGUUGGGAAUAUGGAUUUUGUCUUCAUGGUCUGUCUUCUUUUGGAUUGGAAUUGAUGCAUUUUAGAGGAUCAAGGAUGACAAAGACAAUAGGAUACAGAGACUGGAGAUGGCAGGCUCUUUUGUGGCAUCACGUCUUUCUCUUGUGGACUACAGUGGAUGCACAGACUCGUUACAGCAUCCCAGAGGAGCUCAAACAAGGUUCUGUGGUGGGAAAUCUGGCCAAAGAUCUGUCUUUGGGACUGUCUGAGAUAUUUGAGCGCAAGCUGCGUGUCGCCUCCGAGGUUGGUAAGCAGUAUUUCAGCGUGGAUGCGGGGAAGGGCGAGCUGCUGGUCAAUGACAGAAUAGACAGAGAGGCUUUAUGCGGACAAAGCGCCAGCUGUGUGCUCCCUCUGCAGGUCGUGGUGGAAAAUCCGUUGAGAUCACAUCGAAUUGAGGUAGAAAUUAAAGACAUUAACGACAAUUCACCACAAUUUCAUACAAAAGAACUAUCUUUAAAUAUUGCUGAAUCUGCUGCUGUCGGGACUCGUUUCCUUUUGGAAAGUGCGGAUGAUUACGAUGUUGGAAGUAAUUCGGUAAAGACUUACACGUUGACUAAAAAUGACUGCUUCACGUUGAAGAUGAAGGAGGUUGAGGAUGGUAAAUUAGUGCCCGAGUUAGUGUUAGAAAAGCCUCUGGACAGAGAGAAGAAAGCAUCUUAUCAGCUCCUCUUGACUGCUUUGGACGGAGGGAAUCCAGUCAUGUCUGGCACUGCACAAAUUAAUGUUAUAGUGCUUGAUAACAACGAUAAUUUCCCAGUUUUUGACAAAAAUGUAUACAAAACCUCCUUGCAAGAGAAUGUGGCAAAAGACACAUUUGCACUUAAAAUUACAGCGAAUGAUGCAGAUGAAGGACCAAAUGCAGAUGUAGAAUAUAUUUUUAGCACACGCACACCUGAUUCUGUCUUAUCUGUAUUUGAAUUAAAUUCAGAAACAGGUGAAAUAUUACUAAAAGGAGAAUUAGACUACGAAAAAGCUGCGUCUUACAAAAUUGAAGUGAUUGCCAAGGACAAAGGAUUUCCUGUGAUGGAAAGUCACUGUCGGGUGCAGAUUGAUGUUAUUGAUGUUAAUGAUAAUGCUCCUGAAAUUAUCCUCACCUCAGAACUGCAGCCGGUCAGGGAGGAUGCACCAAGAGGAUCAGUUGUGGCUCUGCUAACAUCACGUGAUGCAGACUCUGUUAAUAAUAGCAAAGUAACAUUGCAGCUACAUAAAAGCUCCCCUUUUGCUCUGAAACCGUCUUUUUCUAAUAGUUAUGAACUAGUAACCAGUGGUGCUUUAGACAGAGAGAGAGUGUCUGAGUACAAGAUUGAGAUAACAGCCACUGAUUCAGGAUCUCCUCCUCUCUCCAGUAAGAAAAUGAUAUCUGUCAGCAUCACUGAUGUCAAUGACAACCCUCCUGUAUUCUCUCAGAGCUCUUAUAAUGUAUAUCUAAAAGAGAACGGAGUAGCAGGUUCUAUACUGUACUCGGUGUCUGCAUGUGACCUGGAUGCUGGCCAAAACGCCAAAGUGUCUUACUCUAUCGUGGACUCUAAAGUGCACGACGUGUCCGUGUCGUCUUACGUUUACAUGAACUCAGAGAACGGCAGCAUCUACAGCAUGCACUCCUUUGACUACGAGAAAGUCAAAGUGUUCCACAUUCAGGUUCAGGCAAAGGACCAGGGCUCUCCGUCUCUCAGCACCAACGCCACCGUCCAUGUUUUCAUCCUGGACCAGAACGACAACGCCCCCGCUGUCAUUUACCCUUCCCCCCAUGCCGCCUCCCACCUGCGGGUGCCCCGCACGGCCAAGGCGGGCCACCUGGUCACCAAGGUGACGGCCGUGGACGCGGACUCGGGCCACAACGCCUGGAUCUCGUACAAAGUGUCUGAGGCCACAGACGCCUCUUUGUUCACGGUCAGUGUGUACACAGGGGAGGUGAGGACUAAACGCGCUGUGUCCGAGCACGACGACUCCUCUCAGAGGCUGCUUGUAGAGGUCCAGGACGACGGGGAAGCGGUCCAGUCGGCCACCGUCACGCUGUCCAUCCUGCUGGAGGACGGUGUGAGCGAGCCCAUGUUGGAGCUGAGACACAAGGUGUCGGAGCCCAGUAAGACAAGCGGCACAAUCACGCUUUAUUUGAUCGUGUCUCUGGCCUCGGUGUCCGUGCUGUCUCUGGUGACUUUGCUGGUCUUAGCGGUGAAAUGCUUGAGGAGCAGCGGAAGCGACGCUAGUUGCUGCAUGAGACGGACACACUGUGAUGAGGACAAGAAGCCCAACAGAAACCUGCACAUUCAGCUCAACAGUGAUGGACCUAUCAAGUACGUGGAGGUUCUGGGAGGAGACGUCAUGUCUCAGAGUCACUCCUUCAGGUCGUGCAUGUCUCCAAUGUCAGAGUACAGUGAUUUCACUUUGGUGAAGCCCAGCAGCACCACUGACUUUAAGGAGGUCAUCAGCGUCCUGGACGCCUCUUUACCUGACAGCACCUGGACCUUUGAGAGCCAGCAGGUGAGUAGAGAAUUUUACAGGACAUGACAAAAAUUUGACUCCAGUUUUUAAAUCUGGAAAAGAGACAACCAAUAUGUUCCUCCGAUUAUGAAAAAAUGUUAAAUUACUUUUAGUUGGAACUUUAAAAAUAAAAUGUAAAUACAUAAAACUAUUUUCUCCAAAAAUUUAAAAAAAUUGUAAUGGCUUUAUUUGGAAUUUUCAAAAUAGAAUAUAUUUACAUAUUUUUGUGCAUGUUUUAAUUUAGUGUAAUCCAUGUUCAUCCAUGAAUGUAGUAACACAUUGUGUAAAUACAGUCAACACACUUUGUAUUGUGUAAAGUCGUCGUUGAUUUCAGGUCCAUUCUCAGGUAGCAGUUUCAGCACCAUGUUGAUGAACAGCGACAUUGACCAAUGUUACAGUAUAGUCCAUUAAACAGGCUUGUUUUAAACAUCCUUUUUUGUAAGGUGUACCGAAUAUUUUGGCCACUGACAGUUGGCAUAACAUAUGUAUUUGCUAAUAGUUACUAUAUCUAAUAUAACACUACAUAUUUUCUUGUUUUUGUUCAGAAUAUAAGUCAGUGAUGUUAUUAUGUCUAUAAAAAUGUCAGUUUGACACCCACUUAACAAGCCUGUAUUAACAAUCUUAAUAUUGUUUUAUUAUAAUGAAUGUCAACAAAUAUGUUGGUUGUUGUUUGCAGUUUAUUACAACCGCAACUGCAUAUUUCUCUAAUGUGUUCCUCUUAUUUAGCUAUAACAGGUAAACAAAAUAUUAGGAACUGCUAUUGCAGUGCAGUUCUACAUGACUGUAAAAAAAACAUCCACAACAAUACAUAUAACUAUCCCUGGGUAUUAUUUCGUCUGUAUGGGCAAAAUGUGUAUAUUGGAAGAACAUAUGAAAAUAAUGCUGUGGGCAUGAAUCACAAUGUAUUUGUUGGUAUUAUCAAAACAUUGGUUGUUUCCCUAAGGAAAU
Messenger RNA from Entelurus aequoreus (snake pipefish), 3950 nucleotides. Its product is annotated as protocadherin gamma-C5-like. The coding region runs from base 537 to 3029 and encodes 830 amino acids. The transcript has a single exon. Gene Ontology annotation, molecular function: calcium ion binding. Lineage: Eukaryota; Metazoa; Chordata; Actinopteri; Syngnathiformes; Syngnathidae. The record is from RefSeq and is a predicted model, not a curated record. Gene Ontology annotation, biological process: homophilic cell-cell adhesion. Gene Ontology annotation, cellular component: plasma membrane.